Messenger RNA from Chaetomium strumarium, 1795 nucleotides. Its product is annotated as cyclin-like protein. The record is from RefSeq and is a predicted model, not a curated record. Gene Ontology annotation, biological process: positive regulation of DNA-templated transcription, elongation; regulation of transcription by RNA polymerase II. Gene Ontology annotation, molecular function: cyclin-dependent protein serine/threonine kinase activator activity. Bases 181 to 1668 code for a protein of 495 amino acids. NCBI's taxonomy places the organism in Eukaryota, Fungi, Ascomycota, Sordariomycetes, Sordariales, Chaetomiaceae. Gene Ontology annotation, cellular component: cyclin/CDK positive transcription elongation factor complex; nucleus. The transcript has 2 exons.
GCAAACCUUUGAACACUUCUGAACGGUUUGUUACCUCAACCAUCCUCCCUUCGACUCUGCCGACACGAUCGGAAUCGUCAAUGCCACUCAUCUGAUUGCACACUCACUCUUUGGCAAAAGCUGAAGGAAACCCUGCUUGAUCCCAUUGUCUACCGCGUCCUUUUCGGAGACGUAGAAGGAAUGUCGACCAUCGACAGAUAUCGCCCUCCAAGAGAAGGCUACCAGCCGCCUUCGCUCCCUCCGAAACCACCCCCAGUCGCCGUUGACCGCUCGUCAAGAUCGCCAACGAAACGUCGCGAAGUGCCCCCGGCUGUGCCUUCUCCACCAACACAUUCUUCGAGGACAUCCCCGCCUCAGCCACAGUCGCGCAGAAGCGCGCCCUCGCCCGCGCAAUCAAGCCCGCUGCGAUCAUCAGAAUCGAAGUCAAACCAGUGGUACUUCACCGCUGACGAGGUCGCAAGCACGCCUAGCAUAAUCGAAGGCCUGCCGCUAGCAGAGGAAAGACUGAGGAGGGCGAAGGGUGUCAACUUCAUCUACCAGGCGGGCAUCCUGCUUGAGCUGCCCCAAAUUACGUUAUGGGUCGCCGGUGUAUUCUUUCACCGGUUCUACAUGCGCUAUAGCAUGGUGGAGGAGAAGGGAGGGAUACAUCACUACAAUAUCGCCGCAACAGCGCUCUUCCUCGCCAACAAGACGGAAGAAAACUGCCGCAAGACAAAAGACGUGAUCAUUGCCGUCGCCAAGGUGGCCCAGAAGAACACAAAGCUCAUCAUCGACGAACAGAGCAAAGAAUACUGGAAGUGGCGUGAUAGCAUCCUAGCGUAUGAGGAGCUAAUGCUGGAGGCGCUUACGUUCGACCUGAUGGUGGACAGCCCAUACCGGCAGAUGUACGAGUGCAUGACGCAGCUCGAGCUAGUGCACAACAAGGCGCUGCGCGACUCGAUGUGGGCCUUCUGCAACGACGCAUGCCUGACGGUGCUGCCGCUCAUGCUCGGCGCCCGCGACAUGGCCAUCGCCGCCAUCUUCUUCGCCACGUGCGUCACGCGCGAGAAGAUCGACGACGUAAACGGCGAGCCGUGGUGGCGCUUCCUCAGGGGCAGCGAGACAAACACCGUGCGCGCCGUCCGCCUCAUGACCGAGUUCUAUAAGGAGAACCCGCUCCGCAAGCAAGACACCAAGGUCCCCGGCUCGCCCGAGUUCAACCUCGAAAGCACUCGACGCCGUGGCGAGCUCAGUCUGAGCCAGAUGGACCUCGAUUCGAGCCAGUACGGCACGCCGACGCCGCUGGGGACGGACCGCGGCGGGACCCAGAGCCCGAGAGCAGCAGCAGGUGCAAGGAUAAAUGGCAAGGCGGAACGGGAGAGCGGCGACAACACCAAGGAUGUCGCGAUUAAGAAGGAGGAAUACGACGCGCCGCCACCACCGCCGACGGGUGCGGACCUGGCCGCCCAGGCGAGCAGGGGCGACUCGGAUGCAGCGCUGAAGCUGGCGGCUAACGACCUGUCCACGCACGAAGGAAGCUUCAGCAGUACACUCAACGGGGAUUGUCGCGGGGGAGGCCUCGUCUCGCCGCAGAUCAAGAGGAGUGUGGAGCCGGGAGAAACGGAGGAGAGGGAGUUGAAGAGGCCACGGCUGGACGACGAAGAUGAGGGGGAGAUCAAGGGAUCUUGAUCUGGGGAACUCGCUUUCCUGUUUUACGGCAUCGUCAUCAUUUCUCCUUUCGGAUCCGGUCGGGUGUGGUUACUUCUAUGGAUUGGCGUAGAGGGGGUUAGUAAAGGGACCAGGUUUACGGGGUGGC